Messenger RNA from Caretta caretta (loggerhead turtle), 3012 nucleotides. RefSeq names its product decaprenyl diphosphate synthase subunit 1 (gene PDSS1). The record is from RefSeq and is a predicted model, not a curated record. NCBI's taxonomy places the organism in Eukaryota, Metazoa, Chordata, Testudines, Cheloniidae. Gene Ontology annotation, biological process: ubiquinone biosynthetic process; isoprenoid biosynthetic process. Gene Ontology annotation, molecular function: prenyltransferase activity. Gene Ontology annotation, cellular component: mitochondrion; transferase complex.
CUCAAAGAUCAAAAACUCCUUGAGAGCUAAGAGUUCAGCUAGUCUCGUGCAAAGAAACAAAGAUAUAGGAUUGUGACUCCUGUCAGAUGAUCUCUUCAGAAAAGCAGAAUUUUUACAGAAAAGUAACUUCCCACUUUCAGGUGGAUUUUUUUCAUCUCUUUUUGCCACUUUCUCAGUGGUCCCUUUUACUGGUUUUUGUUCUUCAUCUUUCCCUUCCCUGGCACUGUCCUUCAGACAGUUUGCUCUGCUUUUCAUCAGCUGAGCCCUCCUCUCUGCCUCCAGGGGUUGUGUUACUGACACUGCAUUUCAUUUUCUUCUUCUCCAACUGCCAGUCCUAACUCUUGUACAACCUUCUGCAUCCAAAAUAUUUUCCACUGUUAAAAUCUUGUUUGCUGUGUAAAUAGCAGUAGAAAGGAAAAUGAUCCCGCUGUAUCCAUUAAAAUAGCAGAACAUCAGUUUACACAAUCUUAGGCCCUAAUUCUGGUAUGUGUUCUGCAUGGAUGGAUCCCAGUGCCCAGGCAGAAUCCUACUGGAGCUCCAUGCAGAAGCAGGGAUCCACCCACAUAGAACAGCUUGCAUGAUUGAUGGCAUGGUCAUAUUUCGUACAAUUAAAAAAACAGGCCCCCAAACUAUUCUCAGUAAAUUAGCCUCUUCUUUUUCCUUCAGCAAGUUCACAUUAUCCAAGCCACUGCAAGGAAAAUUACACACUCAGUUAAUAUUUUGGAUCCCUUGUGUCCUCAUUACAGGAUCAGUGGAUGAAGUAUGCAAAUUGUUCAGCGAUGCAGGAAGUCCAGUCUGCUGACAUAGUUUAUGACACAGGGAAUUCCAAUGAGCAGUUGAAUGCAUGAAAGAGGCUGGAAACUUUUACAGUUGUUUUAAGGGAGGUGCAAGCAAGCCAACGCUCUGUGGCCAUAAUUGCAGAGAUGAUCCAUACUGCUAGUCUAGUUCAUGAUGAUGUCAUUGAUGAUGCAAAUUCUCGGAGAGGAAAAAUGACUGUUAAUCAAAUCUGGGGGGAGAGAAAGGCUGUUUUAGCUGGGGAUUUUAUCCUUUCAGCAGCUUCUGUUGCUUUAGCAAGAAUUGGAAACACUACUAUUAUAUCGGUAUUAAGUCAGGUGAUUGAAGAUUUGGUGCGUGGUGAAUUCCUUCAGUUGGGCUCCAAAGAAAAUGAAAAUGAGAGAUUUACUCACUACCUCGAGAAGACCUUUAAGAAGACUGCAAGUCUUAUCGCAAACAGUUGUAAAGCAGUUUCCAUACUAGGCUGCCCUGAUCCAAAAGUUCAUGAGAUUGCAUACCAGUAUGGAAAAAAUGUUGGCAUAGCUUUUCAGCUAAUAGAUGAUGUGCUUGAUUUUACAUCAUGUGCUGACCAACUGGGGAAACCAGCAGCAGCAGAUCUCAAACUUGGAUUAGCCACAGGCCCUGUUUUAUUUGCUUGCCAACAGUUUCCAGAAAUGAAUGCUAUGAUCAUGAGGAGAUUCAGUUUGCCAGGUGAUGUUGAACGUGCUCGGCAAUAUGUACUUCAGAGUGAUGGUGUACAGCAAACAACCUACCUCGCCCAACGCUACUGCCAUGAAGCGAUGAAAGAGAUUAGUAAACUCCGGCCAUCCCCUGAAAGAGAUGCCCUCAUUCAGCUCACAGAAACUGUACUCACCCGGGACAAGUGAUACACCUUCUUCCACUCAUUCUGGCAGCUACUUACCAGACUGUGCCUACAAAACUACACUUCAAAACAUCGUGGUUUGCUUCCAGUGCUGGUUACCAAAAAAUAUUUUUAUAAAAUAUUUUCUGAAAUUAAUAUACUUUAAGUUUAUGAAGAUGUUUGAGGGAAGCCAUACAACUAUGAAACAAAAUCAAUCUUAUUGUGCUAAUUGUCUAAUUGUGUUUUAAUAAGGGUGUUUGUUGUGGGAAGUAUUGUUUACACUUAAUAUUGAUGUACAAGGCCACAAUGAGAAUAAAGAUCAGUUAAAAUUAAUGGGUUCAAAAUAUCACUUCACACUUACAGUAAUAUUUAAUGUUAAGGUUUACUGCGAAACCAUGGUUUGAUUGCUUUCCAAGCUGUGUGUGUUAAACUUCAAAAGUACCCAAAAUGUUAUAUAGGAGAAUGGUUUAUUAUAAAAGACUGUACAUAAACUUUAACAAGUUAUAUACAAAUUAAGUGAAGACUUUCCAAUUGAUAAAGAAAAUACAGGUAAAUUAUCGGUUGCUAAUUUUUCAGAAGGUGAGAUUAACAGUUAAAGCAGAAAGCAUUUGGAAGUUACAAUGAUUUUAGGGAGGAAGGUGGGGAAGUUUCAAUAUUUCUAAUUUUACACUAGAAAAAAAAUGAUGCAGCAACCAAUCAAGCUUCCAGCUGCUAGUCUUUUAGCACUUUGAAGUCCAAAACAAACCUUUACUGCAUACUCUACUUCAGAUAAGCCAAGCAUUACAGUUUUGUAUAAACUGAGGUGAACAUCCCAUCUGACUUUUUGCCUAAAUUCCCAUAAUGCCGUGGAGAGGCAAAAUGCAUGUGUCAUUUUCCAGUAAACAGGCUGUGAAUGUCUGUCCCCUCUUUCUGUAUGACUGCUAACUCUGACACCUAUUUGGUGUAUUAUCAGCUUCAAAAUACAAAAUUUCUCCAGCAUACAGUUUGUGUUUAGUAAUGUCAGUUGCAGCAAAACUGAAAUAAAUUAUUAAAUUACAAUGAGUUCAACACUCAGCUGAGAAUCCUUUUUCAAGUACUUAAUUUUAGCAGUACUCAAACCCUUUACACAAGAUAAUUUUGAAAGAACUUUGUGGUAAGUGGAUAAUUUUCAGGUUUUAUAUAUUUGCCCACUAAUGUCAAUGUUAAAAAUAAGGCUACAACACUUGUAUUUAGUUUAGUACAUUGCUAGUGAUAACACAAUCAUAAAUUGACUGACUUAGCCAAGCAAUUAGAAGUGCUGACAAAGUAAUGGACAAGACCUUUGGUUCCACUUAUAUAUUUAUGAAUGGAAAAGUUGUAAUGCAAAUUUACUCAUUAAAAAAACUUGGUACAAAUUA